AUUUUCAACAAAUACUUUUCUGUCAAAUAUGUGUUUAAAAUGUGUGGUCGGUAUUAUUUGAAAAAGAAAGUGUCGGCAUUAAAAGGACAGUGGGACACGACGAAGAAACAGAGUCGUUACUCGUUAAAAUCCAAAUUUCAAAGACAGCAAGUUUACAAAAUACAAUUAUACAAACUAUACAAACACAGAAUCAAGAUCGAUCUCCAAACAGAAUCAAGAAACCGCGAUUUGAAGAGUGACGACUGCCACGAUGAAAUCGAAGAAAAAAACUGAAGCCUCAACAUAGAGAAGGCCACAAAAGCCCAAAAAAGAGGGAAGUAAUACAAAGAGGAAGAAACUAUAUAUCUCAUGGACCGUGACACUUUUAGCGAUGAGAGUCUUUGGAAUCCUCAAUAUGAAAAAUUCUACGUGCGUGUCUCAGCCAAGAUCUAACUUUGAGUUAUACGAGUAAGAGUACC
Molecule: messenger RNA, 458 nt
Organism: Thlaspi arvense
Lineage: Eukaryota; Viridiplantae; Streptophyta; Magnoliopsida; Brassicales; Brassicaceae
Source: the annotation of a GenBank genome assembly